CCGCAGCAGGGAGGACACUCUCGGGGGCCGGAGACGUCUGCCGGACAGCUCUGUCAUUAAACGGCGCGAUGAAGGCGAUCCUUCUCAUCAUUCUGCCUCUGGCGCUCGGGGCGGCCAUCGAGAAGCAAGAAGCGGAGUUUGACAUCCCGCCGGCGGAGCCCAAGUCCAGGUUCGCCAUGCUGGACGACGUAAGGAUACUGGCCAACGGUCUGCUCCAGCUGGGCCACGGGCUCAAGGAUUUCGUCCACAAGACGAAGGGGCAAAUCAACGAGAUCUUUUACAAGCUGAACGUCUUCGACAAGUCCUUCGACGACCUCUCCGAGCAGACCAACGAGAUCCGGGAGAAGGAAGAGGAGCUCAAGGAGACCACGUCCAGGCUCCAGCUCAACAACGAGGAACUGAAGAACAUGUCGCGGCAAAUCCACCAGCAGAUCGAGAGCCUGCUGCAGGACAAGACGCGGCUUCAGGGCAAGGUCAGCGUGCUGGAGGAGAAGCUGGGCCAGAUCACCGAUCACGGGAGCCCCGAGGGGUCAAACCUCAAAGAAGUCACCUCGCUAAAAAACUUUGUCGAGCAGCAAGAGAUGAACAUCCGCCGCCUCCUGAAAGUCGUGCAGGAGCAGCACUCGCAGCUGGAUCACCAAAACUGGCAGAUUAAAGACCUAGAAGAUAAGCUAAUUAGUGCUGGUUUUCAAGAAAACACAAAGAUUUCACCAUCCGCUGGCCAACACACUCCAAACCUCAAAGCUUACCGGCCGAGAAACACAACCGACUCAGCAACAGAAGAAAGUGACGCUGCCCGCGACUGCAACGAUGUUUAUAACAGAGGAGAACGGACGAGCGGCAUCUACACCGUUACCCCAAACGGAACCGCGGGAUUCGAAGUGUAUUGUGAACUAACGCCAGACAACGCGUGGACGGUGAUCCAGAGAAGGGUGGACGGGUCGGUGGAUUUUAACCAGACGUGGCAGGAAUACGCAAACGGCUUUGGUGACCUCACAGGUGAAUUUUGGCUGGGCCUCGAGAAGAUCCAUUCCCUGACUCGGCAGGCGGAUUACAUUCUGCACAUAGAACUCCAGGACUGGAAGGACAAUAAGCGCUACGCGGAGUACACGUUCACCCUGGGGGGUCACGACACCGGUUACGCGCUUCGGGUAUCGCAGGUGGCGGGAAACCUUCCCAGCGCGCUCCCCGAACGCACGCCGUUAGGAUUUUCCACCAGCGACCAGGACGGCAGAGAUGUAACGUGCCCGAUGGAGUCUUCAUCAGGUGGGUGGUGGAACGCGACGUGCGGAGGUACAAACCUCAACGCCAAGUACAUGAAACCAAGAUCAAAGGCAAAACCGGAACGACGCAGGGGACACGGCCUAUACUGGAAGCCGGAGAAGGGCAGAACGUACUCACUCAGGUCAACAAAAAUAAUGCUUUAUCGCACGGACCUAGAACCCUUCGAUUAAUCCAGAG
This is a messenger RNA of Spea bombifrons (plains spadefoot toad), 1461 nucleotides long. It is a transcript of the gene ANGPTL3, whose product is annotated as angiopoietin like 3. Bases 69 to 1454 code for a protein of 461 amino acids. Lineage: Eukaryota; Metazoa; Chordata; Amphibia; Anura; Pelobatidae. The transcript is spliced from 7 exons. Gene Ontology annotation, biological process: triglyceride homeostasis; cholesterol homeostasis; phospholipid homeostasis. The record is from RefSeq and is a predicted model, not a curated record.